Messenger RNA from Drosophila ananassae, 945 nucleotides. RefSeq lists its product as uncharacterized. The record is from RefSeq and is a predicted model, not a curated record. Bases 119 to 889 code for a protein of 256 amino acids. Lineage: Eukaryota; Metazoa; Arthropoda; Insecta; Diptera; Drosophilidae. The transcript has 2 exons.
UAACCGACCCGCCGAUAGGGCAUAUCUGGGGGCCAGUUUGAGAGCCGGAUUGGUCUCCAAGCUCUAUAAAAAGCAGACGCAGCACCCCCAGAGUUUUCAAAACCAAAAUCAAUUAAUCAUGAGGAGUAUUAUUUUAGUCUUGGCCCUGGCAGUGGCAGCUAUCUCUGCCGUAUCCGUGGAGUAUGACGAGGAUGCAACGGCUCUGGACUUGGCCAAGGAGCUGGGCAUCGACCUGGACCUGGAAUUUGGCAAAAACCUCGGCCUGGAACUGGGAGAGGAUGGCUCUAUGGCCAUUGACGAAUACGGAAUUUUGGAUAAGAUGGUCUCCGCGAUCAUUGCCGAGUCCAAGGCCCUGGCCAAGGAAAUUAUCCUGCUGACGGAGCGCCAGUUGUUGAAGAUCUUCCUGUACCCGGUCCGCCAGCUGGAGCAAAUCGUCGAGGACAUCGAGCGCCGGGCGGUGGAAAGCGAGGAGUGCGUGGCCAGGGAGACGGUGCACAUUGCCAACAUCGUGGAGGACACCACGCUGGAGUUCAUGGGCUGUGGCCGCGAUGCCGCCGUCACCUCCAUCAACAUAAUCCUGGAUACCAAGCGAGCGGUGUUCCAGCUGACCCUCGAUGGCUACCAGCUGGCGAAGCUGAAAAGGAAGUGCAAGUCCUACAAGACCGAAAUCAUGCAGAACUCCUGCAAUGUCAAGCUGGGCGUUAAAAUCGGAUUGUUUGUCUUCGAAGGCCAGAAGUCCCUGCGCCACCUAAUCGGUCUGAGAAAAAGUGUACCCGCCGUGGCCACCGAUGCCACUUCCUGCACCAACGCCGCCACCGCGCAUGCCGUUCAGGGCCUGGACGACAUCAAUGCCAGCAUCAAUACCUGCAUUAAUACCAUGUUUUUCUGAUUGAAAGUGGCAGUCGGCAAACAUUAAACUAAGUGCAUUCAUAUUUCCAUUGCAAA